Molecule: messenger RNA, 1533 nt
Organism: Purpureocillium lilacinum
Lineage: Eukaryota; Fungi; Ascomycota; Sordariomycetes; Hypocreales; Ophiocordycipitaceae
Biological process (GO): triglyceride biosynthetic process
Cellular component (GO): endoplasmic reticulum membrane
Molecular function (GO): diacylglycerol O-acyltransferase activity
Source: RefSeq, a predicted model, not a curated record
AUGAACGCCGCGACGGCGACGAGUGUCGAGGCCUCGAACGGCACUGCGGCCUCGCGACGUCACGCCUCCAAGUCUGCGUCCAGCAAGAACCUCACCGAGGUGGAACCGCCUAAUGGCACGACCGUCGACAAGGUCAAGGCUUCGCCGCAGCAAAAGUAUCGCCACGUCGCCGCUGUCCACUCGCAGACGCGGCCCUCGUGCCUUAGCCACGAUUCAGAUGCGGCGCCCAGCUUUAUCGGGUUCAGGAACCUCAUGGUCAUUGUCUUGGUGGUGGGCAACCUGAGACUCAUGAUUGAAAACAUGCAAAAGUAUGGCGUCUUGAUAUGCAUAAGGUGCCACGCAUACAGCCGACAGGACGUCCUCCUCGGCGGCCUCCUCUACUUCCUGAUUCCGUGCCAUCUCCUCGCUGCCUACCUCAUUGAACUCGCCGCCGCACGACAAGCCCUCGGGUCGCGGAAGCGCAUCAAGGACGGUGCCACAGGCCCGUCUGCGGAGGAUCGCAAGAAGUUCCACUCCACCUGGGUCGUCAUCGCCUGGGUUCACACCCUCAACAUCACCCUCGCCCUCGUCGCCACGACCUUUGUCGUCUACUACUACAUCCACCACCCGCUGAUUGGCACACUGACCGAGAUGCACGCCAUCAUCGUGUGGCUCAAGACGGCAUCGUACGCCUUUACCAACCGCGACUUGCGCCACGCCUACCUCCACCCCGUCAAAGGCGAGCUCGUCCCCGAGCUCUACGCCAAAUGCCCUUAUCCGCAAAACAUCACCUUUAGCAACUUGAUCUACUUUUGGUGGGCCCCGACGCUCGUCUACCAGCCGGUGUAUCCGCGCACCGACAAGAUCAGAUGGGUCUUUGUCGCCAAGCGCCUCGGAGAGGUCUUUUGCCUCAGCGCCUUCAUAUGGUUCGCCAGCUUCCAGUACGCGGCGCCCGUGCUGCGCAACUCGCUCGACAAGAUUGCGUCGCUCGACUUUCCGUCUAUCCUGGAGCGGCUCCUCAAGCUGUCGACCAUCUCGCUCGUCAUCUGGCUCGCCGGCUUCUUCGCCCUCUUUCAGUCGUUCCUCAACGCGCUCGCUGAGGUGCUUCGCUUCGGUGACCGCGCCUUCUAUGACGACUGGUGGAACAGCGAGAGCCUGGGCGCGUACUGGCGGACGUGGAACAAGCCCGUGUACACAUACUUUAAGCGCCAUGUCUACAUGCCCAUGAUUGGGCGAGGCUGGAGUGCCUCGACGGCGAGCUUUGUCGUCUUUUUCGUUUCGGCCGUGCUUCACGAGAUUCUUGUGGGAGUGCCGACGCACAACAUCAUUGGCGUGGCUUUCCUGGGCAUGUUCCUGCAGCUCCCCCUUAUCGCCCUCACGGCGCCCCUCGAGAAGAUGAAGCUCGGCAACGGCGGCAAGCUCAUCGGCAACGUCAUAUUCUGGGUGUCCUUCACCAUCUUCGGGCAGCCGUUUGCCGCGCUCAUGUAUUUCUACGCGUGGCAGGCAAAGUACGGGAGUGUGAGCAGACAGAUGCCGCAAAUGGUGGGCAAGUAG